Coffea eugenioides is the source of this 2693-nucleotide messenger RNA. RefSeq names its product serine/threonine protein phosphatase 2A regulatory subunit B''beta-like. The transcript is spliced from 13 exons. Gene Ontology annotation, cellular component: protein phosphatase type 2A complex. The coding region runs from base 472 to 2094 and encodes 540 amino acids. Gene Ontology annotation, biological process: protein dephosphorylation. The record is from RefSeq and is a predicted model, not a curated record. Lineage: Eukaryota; Viridiplantae; Streptophyta; Magnoliopsida; Gentianales; Rubiaceae. Gene Ontology annotation, molecular function: protein phosphatase regulator activity; calcium ion binding.
GAGACCCUUCUCCGGCCCUCCCUCCUUUCGCUUCUUUCUUUUCUUUCAUCUGUGGGUUGUGGAUUUUCAUCUUUUCAGGUGUCUGCCCGCUGUCGUCACUACAAUUAACCUUCAUAUAUUUGUAUGUAUAUAUCAACCUAUACAUACAAUUUCCAAACCAUCACUCCAUCUCACAUAAACACUCACUUCCCAAAGCGUCGUUUCUUCCUCCGAUCUCCUGAACGAAUUAAAUUCUAGGGUUUAUCCCAUAAUCGCCAAUAAACUACUUGUCAAAGAUCUGUAAAAUUAUUAGAUCUCAAUUCAUUUUCCGUUGUAAUUCCAAAUUAAACCGGGCCGUUUGAUUCGUGUAUAUAGGGAAGGAAGAAUUUUGUUUGUCUUUGUUUCCCUUUAAAUUAGGGUUUGUUUGAUGAUUGAGAGAGCGUUGGAAGAUCUGGAGAUAUCGGUGGAUUUUGAUUGGAGUGUUUUAUAAAUAUGGAGUUAGAUUUUAACAGUGACGUGGCGUGUCUCGAUGCCGACUUGUUGCAGCUGCCAGAGGUGGCUCCUUUGGCUAUCAAAGAUAACCCUUGUGUCGCCGAGAAGCUUUUCGACCAAUGGCUUUCGCUUCCUGACACCGGUUCAUUGGUCAAAUCUUUAAUUAAUAAUGCCAAGGGAGGUGGUCCUUUAAAUGUUUCUGGAACAUCUUCUAACACAAGUUCUGCUGCCAGUAAUUCAUUGCCUUCCAUGUUUCCUGCCGGCAGCACGCCUCCACUUUCUCCAAGAAGUUCAUCUGGUUCCCCUCGAACCACCAAGCAACAAAGGGCAGGCCCCUCUGUAUUGGGUUCUCCUUUAAAAUUAGUGAAUGAACCAGUUAAAGAGCUUAUACCUCAGUUUUACUUUCAAAACGGCCGUCCACCUCCAAAUGAGAUGAAAGAGCGGUGUUUGUUUAGGAUCAAUCAGUUCUUUUAUGGCCACAUGGAUGGAUUACAAAUGCAUGAAUUUAAACCUGUGACAAAGGAAAUUUGCAAGCUGCCAUCAUUCUUCUCCAGUGCACUUUUCAGAAAGAUGGAUCUUGAUGGUACAGGGAUCAUUACCAGAGAUGCGUUUGUUGACUACUGGGUAAACGGCAACAUGUUGACAAAAGAUAUUGCUACGCAGAUAUUUAUAAUAUUGAAACAGCCAGAUUUCAGAUACCUGACUCAGGAUGACUUCAAACCUCUACUUCGAGAACUUUUGGCAACUCAUCCAGGCUUGGAGUUCUUACAGAGUACACCUGAAUUUCAAGAGAGAUAUGCUGAAACUGUAAUAUACAGAAUAUUUUACUACGUGAAUAGAUCGGGUAAUGGUCGUCUUACCCUCAGGGAGCUUAAACGUUCGAACUUAAUUGCUGCAAUGCAACAUGCUGACGAGGAGGAGGAUAUUAACAAGGUUUUGAGGUACUUCUCGUAUGAACACUUUUAUGUGAUUUAUUGCAAGUUUUGGGAGCUGGACACAGAUCAUGAUUUUUUAAUUGAUAAAGAGAACCUUAUAAGAUAUGGCAACCAUGCGCUUACCUACAGAAUUGUCGAUAGGAUAUUUUCUCAGGUGCCAAGAAAGUUCACCAGCAAGGUUGAAGGAAAGAUGGGAUACGAAGAUUUCGUUUAUUUCAUAUUGUCAGAGGAGGAUAAAUCAUCUGAACCUAGUCUUGAAUACUGGUUUAAAUGCAUAGAUUUGGAUGGGAAUGGGGUUAUAACAAGGAAUGAACUGCAAUUCUUCUACGAGGAGCAGUUGCAUAGAAUGGAAUGCAUGGCCCAGGAGCCUGUACUUUUUGAGGAUAUUUUAUGCCAGAUGGUUGACAUGAUAAGUCCAGAGAAUGAAAGCUACUUUACAUUACGUGACCUGAAAGGAAGCAGGCUGUCAGGCAGUGUAUUCAAUAUCCUUUUCAACCUCAAUAAGUUCAUGGCAUUUGAGACCCGUGAUCCUUUUCUAAUCCGUCAGGAGCGUGAGAACCCAACAUUGACAGAGUGGGAUCGUUUUGCCCACCGAGAAUAUAUUAGGCUCUCAAUGGAGGAAGAUGCGGAGGAUGCCUCUAAUGGAAGUGCAGAUGUUUGGGAUGAAUCGCUUGAGGCUCCAUUUUGAGUUUCAGUGGGUGUCUGUACUGAAUUCUUUCAUUACAAGCUUGCUAUCCAGCUGAUACCAGUUGAUUUGCAGGCAGAUCUUCGGGAGAAAACCAGCAUUGCUGUUCAAAAUGUCCAAAGAUCUUUCUGAUGCAGCCAGAAGGAAAUGUUCAUUUGAUCUGAUGGUGACGAGCUUGCCAAGCUGAGGAAUUGCGAAAAUUUCCUUGUUAGGUGGAAGUCCCCGGUUAGAAUGUUAGGACACUUGGGGAGGUAGGCCCACUUGGAAAUUAGGUGAUAACCGAAAAAGCUUUGCGUUAAGUUAUUAUCUCUGGUCUUUUCUCUUAUUAGUUGUAAGGCAAAUAUUUUGAAUAAUUGUUCUCUAGUGCCAAACUCCAGUCCUUCACUCAAUACUUCUUUUCAAGUUGUAGUGUGGUCAGAACUCAGGUUACGUAUCUCGUGCUGAUCCUUUUUGUCUUUUAAAUUUUCUAAGAUUUUGAGUCUGUAGCGGUUUUUGUUAGUUUUGUGCCGUGGAUUUUGUGUAAUGAUGAUGUUGUUGUUCGCUUACUUUGAUUGAACUAUUGCUGUUCUUUCUGAUGGAUGUGAAUAUAAAUUCAUUUGUUA